Messenger RNA from Dioscorea cayenensis subsp. rotundata (Guinea yam), 1360 nucleotides. Its product is annotated as farnesyl pyrophosphate synthase-like. Gene Ontology annotation, molecular function: (2E,6E)-farnesyl diphosphate synthase activity; dimethylallyltranstransferase activity. Gene Ontology annotation, cellular component: cytoplasm. NCBI's taxonomy places the organism in Eukaryota, Viridiplantae, Streptophyta, Magnoliopsida, Dioscoreales, Dioscoreaceae. The transcript is spliced from 12 exons. Bases 61 to 1107 code for a protein of 348 amino acids. The record is from RefSeq and is a predicted model, not a curated record. Gene Ontology annotation, biological process: trans, trans-farnesyl diphosphate biosynthetic process.
CAUUAUCUCUUUCUGCUUUUCCGCUCUGUUUUCUCUCUGGGUGCGACCUUGAGCGGUUUGAUGGCGAUGGCCGUGAAUGGGAGGGAUGUCAAGCAGGCGUUCCUCAACAUCUACUUGCGCCUCAAGGACGAUCUCCUUUCUGACCCAGCCUUCGACUACACCGAUGAUGCCCGGGCUUGGAUCGAGCGGAUGUUGGACUACAAUGUACCACGGGGCAAGUUGAACCGUGGAAUCUCAGUUGUUGAUAGCUACAAGUUGCUAAAAGAAGGUAUUGAACUAGGUGAAAAUGAAUUCUUCCUCUCUUGUGCACUUGGCUGGUGCAUUGAAUGGCUUCAAGCAUAUUUUCUCGUUCUUGAUGAUAUUGUGGACGACUCUCAUACAAGGCGGGGUCAACCCUGUUGGUUCAGAGUGCCUAAGGUUGGUCUUAUCGCAACAAAUGAUGGGACCUUACUUCGAAAUCACAUUCCCAGGAUACUGAAAAGAUAUUUCAGGGAUAAGCCUUACUAUGUUGAUCUUCUUGACCUUUUUAAUGAGGUUGAGUUUCAGACGGCUUCAGGGCAGAUGCUGGAUUUGAUUACUACUCAUGAAGGAGAGCAAGAUCUUUCUAAAUACAAACUACCAGUCUAUAACCGCAUUGUCCAGUACAAAACUGCUUAUUAUUCAUUUUAUCUCCCUGUUGCAUGUGCUUUGCUGAUGUCUGGUGAAAAUUUGGACAACUUUGUUGGUGUGAAAAACAUUCUUGUUGAAAUGGGCACAUACUUUCAAGUGCAGGAUGAUUACCUUGAUUGCUUUGGUGAUCCUGAGGUGAUUGGUAAGAUUGGGACAGACAUUGAAGAUUUCAAGUGCUCUUGGCUGGUUGUGCAAGCCAUUGAGCGUGCCAAUGAAGAUCAGAUGAAAAUAUUACAUGAGAACUAUGGGAAAAAAGAUGCAGCUUGUGUAGCUAAAGUUAAAGCUCUAUACAAAGAGCUCAAUCUUCAGACUGUAUUUUCUGAGUAUGAGUCCAAGAGCUACGAAAAGCUCAUUUUAAACAUCGAAGCAGAGCCGAGCAAAGCGGUGCAGGAGGUCCUGAAGUCCUUCUUGCACAAGAUCUACAAAAGGCAGAAAUAGAAGCAUGGGAAUCAUGCGGCCUCAUGUUUCCACCCUCCAGUUAUCCCAUUGUUCUCCUGUCCCAAGUUCUGUCUUUGUACUGUAUUACUCUUUGUCUAUCCAUGAAGCAAUGUCCUUUCUGCUCCUAAUGAAUUGAGGUUUGCUUGCUUCUCUGUGCCCAAUCUUCAGAAUGGAAUUUUGCAGACUUGCUGCUUUUGAUGGAUGAACUUGGAACUACAUCUUUUCCUUCAAGUUUUAGCCAUGUUAUUCAUUA